AUGACGACGCGCGAGGCGACGGCCACGGCGACGUCGUACGCGCCGUCGUUCGAGGACAUCGAUGGCUACGUCACGAGCGCGCUGGACGCCAUAGACGGCGCGGCGGCGACGUUGUUUUCGAGCGAUGAGCACGCGGCGAUCGAUGAUCCAACGACGACGAAAACGACGCGAACCGCCGCGAAGUGGGCGGACGUUCGGUGGGACGCGUGCGCGACGAACGUGAAAGACGUGCUCGAAGUCAUCGAGGCGUCGCGGGAGACUGAGAAGGAGAAACGACGGGUGUUGAAGCGAAUCUUAGGCGACUCGAGCGGCGACGCCAAGGCGACGACGAUGGCGCUCACGGAGGAGAUUAAGCGCCUGAAUGAGUCGAGAGAGGAAGUAUUCGGAAAGGUUUUAGAUGGCUUGAUGACGACGAUUGAGGGCGUUUUCGCGUUGCCGGACCCGACGGAGGCUCUGCAGGCGAGCGCGCGUUGGAGACGCGAACGGGACGCGAUGGCGGUGGAGCGAGACGCCGCGAUGAAGAGAGCCGAGGCGGUGGCGGGCACGGGUGCGAACGCGUCGGAACUUCGAGAAAAGCUCGCCGAGGAGACGCGAAGCGUAAUCCGGGUGAUGGAGGCGAAGAAGCGAGCGGCGGAGACGAGUGCGGAUACGGCUCGCGCGGACGCAGCCAAGGCGAGCCAAAAGCUCGAGGAACUGCACAAGUUGUACGAUGAAUCGCAGAGUAAGCUCUUUGAACUCGAGGAACGCGUGGAAUCCGAUGCCGCACGGCAAAAGGCGGAGCGCGAGGAGCUGAGGGCUCUAGGCGAGGAGCUGCGUGAGCGCGAGAGCGCGCUCAAUCAAGCGGCGCAGGAACAUCGACGAAAUGAAAUCGCUACGGCAAUUCGCUCAGAUAACGACGAUGCGGCGCUUCGCGAAAAACUCGCGGUAAAAGAACGAAUGGUUUCACAGCUCGCAUCUUCGCUCGAAGCCGCGGAGGCAUCGGCGAAGGCGGCAAGGGCGGAGCGUGACGACGAAAAGGCAAAGCUCGAAUUGCAGAUCUUGCAACUAAGAGACGAGUUAGCCAAGUCCAUCAACGCGAGACCGGUUGUGGACGUGUCUGCGCACGAGGCAGAGAUCGCGCAGUUAAAAUCAAGGGUAAAGAUGCUUCAGGAGAUCGCGGGUGUCAGCGCGAAUGAUGAUGGCGACACGGAAGAGACCUCAACGAGCGCCGCGGCGAUGGAAUCGUUGCGAGAGCGCAACAAGAAGGCUUCGGCUGAGCUCGUCAUCGCGCGAAGGGAGCGAGAGGAAGCGAUCACCAAGGCGGAGAUUGCCCAGAGUGCGCAGGCCGUAGUCGAGCGAAAAUAUGCCGAAGCGGCAGCGAUGGUGACGACGCUCGAGCAGGAUCUGAGUAUAAAGUUGGCAAAAAUCGUCGAGGAUAGAAUCAACGCGAGUUCUGCCGGCGCCGACGCGAAAGAUUCCGACCUCUUGGCUAUUCUCACGUCCCAGCGUGAUCGAUUCAAACGACGAGUGGGCGAGCUCGACGAACGCGUCGCGAGGUUGGAGCAGGAGAAAGUCGUCGCGGAGGACGCGCUGAAGAAGAAGGAGAACGACUCCAUCGCUCUCUUCGAGAAACUUCAAUACGUGCAGAACUACUAUGCAAAGAACGCGUCGGCAACGGGGAGAACAACGAUUCUACGCGUUGACGACGCCGGGGUGCCUGUGGCACCGACCGCGGCGCAGAACCAAAGUGCGAAGAACGCGCGUUACUCGUGCGGCGCCGUGUCGGUGAACAUCGAGAGCGAGAAAUCUGCCGCCGCCAUAGAGGGCAUACGACGUCGCGCCGCGAGGUACGGCUGUUUCGCCGGCGCCGGCGCGGGUGAUGAGAUUCCGGGCGGAGACGAGGCAGGUCUCGUGUCGCGUUACCGACGCAAGUACCUCGCUCGACUCAACCCGUUCGCCGCGUUUCGACGAGACGCGCAGGACGAAUCCGUCGGCGCCCUCCCUCUUCACGACCGCGUCGGUCUCACGGGUGGGAAACUGCUCAUGACCUCGCGCGCCACGCGCGCGACGUUCUCCCUGUACAUCAUCUUCCUCCAUCUCUAUCUAUUCACCAGGGCGUUCGCGUCUUCGUAG
This is a messenger RNA of Ostreococcus tauri, 2112 nucleotides long. RefSeq names its product CASP, C-terminal. Gene Ontology annotation, cellular component: Golgi membrane. The transcript has a single exon. Bases 1 to 2112 code for a protein of 703 amino acids. Lineage: Eukaryota; Viridiplantae; Chlorophyta; Mamiellophyceae; Mamiellales; Bathycoccaceae. Gene Ontology annotation, biological process: intra-Golgi vesicle-mediated transport. The record is from RefSeq and is a predicted model, not a curated record.